This is a messenger RNA of Spodoptera exigua (beet armyworm), 3519 nucleotides long. The record is from the annotation of a GenBank genome assembly. NCBI's taxonomy places the organism in Eukaryota, Metazoa, Arthropoda, Insecta, Lepidoptera, Noctuidae.
AUGAUAGAUAUUGAAGUGCUUGAAAUCCUGGGUAUUGACCCCACCGCACCUAAAAAUUAUGGUAAUAAUAUUCAAAAGGAUGUUGCCGUUCGAUUGGAGCACAAUGCCAUCGAAGGGUUGUCAAGAGAGAACCGAAACCAACUUUUGGACACUUACCUCGUACCAAAUAAUUGUAAACUCAUUGGCGCUCCAGUCCUCAACCCAGAACUCAAAGCUGCUUUAUCUGAACAAGUCAUUAAGAGAGAUAAAGCUAUUGAAGCUAAACAAAAAGUCACCGCAGCUGCUAUUGCGUGCCUAGGCCAGGUAAUCUCUUUGACAAUUUCUUCAAAAGAGAAAGAUACUAACUUGUUGCGUCUUUUAAUGGACACAAGUCGCAUGUUAUGUGAUUGCCAACAUAGCGAUACUCUGACAAGACGAAACUAUGUAAUUAGUUCCAUCAAAAAGGAUAUGAAAGAAUCCCUCUUAAGUGCCAAGACUGAUACUUUUCUGUUCGGGGAUAAAUUGCCUGAUACUUUAAAAGCUGCUAAAGCUAUUAACAAGUCUGGCGCAGAACUGAAGAUCACCACCACUCCUAAACCUGGCCCUAACGAAAAGACUUCGGAGCUUUUCAAGUCAACCUUCAGGGCGCCCCUGCCUAUGUCCGGGUCGGCAAUCUCCAAGUUAAGAGAUGUGCCCACCUGCCAAGACAUUACAAGUUUUCGGGGCAGCAACAGAGAGGUGUCGAUAACGACAUGGAACACACAAUGUCGCAAUUAUCCAACUCACAUGGCCUACACAAAAACAGUGGCUCCCGUUACCAUGGAGCCACAAAACGGAGGGAGGAACAGGGAGACCACUGUAUUGAUAGACGGAGCCUUACAUCAGGUGGUCGCACACAUUUCUAACCUAAACGCGGUAACGCGUAGACAGCUUCUCAAUGGACGAGGGUUCUGGAUAACUUCACUGGGAGCAAAUCUAGAGAAGCUACCGUCAAAGUAUCUAACACGGAGUAGUAGAUAUUCUGACACGGUGGCUAUGGACAUUGCACGCGCAUAUGACGAAGGGCGGCUAACCACCGAGCCGCCAGCAGACAUGCCAGGUGAUUCAGAUAUUGGGGAAUAUGGUGUAAUACUGAACCGAGGAGACAUUGACACGCAAACAGAGGGUACUUCACAAUCAAUUUCGUCGGUGGCGGCAGGCACUGCCACUCCUCCUUCUCGGCGGAACAGCUCGCUGGUUGUACCUGUGCGAGAGGUCCGUACCGUUGCGAUGUCAUUCAAGGGUCACAAUGAUCGUAGCCCCAACAAAAGUCCUGGGCUCGUAGCUCUUGAGGCCUACGCAACAAACAGCGACAGGGCAGCAACUCAGCCCUAUAUAAGCACGACUCGCGGGGUACUCGCCAGGGAUGUCUCGUCUGUGCAGGAGGUGGCUGCGUAUGUUUCUACGUACAAUGCAUCAUACAUAGACACAGCCCCCGCUCUCAGGGGUCUGUUAUACGCAUUUCCAAGGGCACGGGACGUAUGGAACUUUGACUCAUACGAUGCCAGGUUUUUGCGGAGACAAGACCUUAACACCCGGACACUUACACAACUACACAUACACCAGGUAGCUGAGGCGGAUCGACUACGGGUCCGCAUGGUUGCAAUAACUCUACCAGCUUUUGCUGCCCAUCUUAAAAACCUGGAUCCAGAGAUGGCUAAUGAAGGGGCCGAUGGGAUGUCUUUGGCAGGAAUGGACACAUCGUGGGCUGCAAUCCCAAUUUGCUCCGAUAUGUUGGGGAAUCCAUGGCUGUUAGAGUUCAUCAUGUGUUUUACGACUACUGCGCUGUGGGCAGGAAAGACGUGUUUUUUAUCAUCCGGGCAACACGCGACUGAAGCAUUGCCAGCUAACGUUUUGUUCUCUGGUAUGCCUGCUGCCCACCAAGUACACAUCCCAGGACCAACAAAGCUAGUGUUGGUUCUGGUGGAUGAAAACACGUAUGCGCAGGAAACAGCGAUAACCAUUUCGGGGAUUAACUUGAACGUGUAUAGGGGCGUGCGCAUAGCGACAGGACAAACCCCGUUCGCACAGGCCUGGGUAGACGUACAAAACGCCAUGUACGCCUUAUGGACUCAGGAAAACUACCCAUCCUCCUGUCAAAACAUGGUACGAGCUCUUCAGUACAUGGAGGACAAUUUUUGUCAUUCUAUGGCUUUUCAAAUUGCCGUGUCUUUGGCCGCAGAAAUGUCUGCAUACAUGCCCGAAUCACCUAGACUUCACGGUGAUGAACAAGGGAGGUACGAAGAUGAGUUAGGUGGUGGCUGGACCAUUGGCGCACAUAACUUCAACCGGCGCCACCCAUUACAUACAACCUCAAACGUUGACAUUGGUACUGAGGAAGAGAUUUGUGCCCGGAUACGAAGGCUUCUUCGUGGAUAUUCCUUCGCAUCAGUAUCCCCUAUACAACAGCAUGCGCAGAAUUACGCUACGCUGGCUACAACAAACAUCGUUGUUGGUAACAACUACGUGGGGACAGAGACCCACUGGCAGCAUCAAAGACCAGAUUUAAACAACGCCCAAUACCAGUGUAAUACAGCUAAUUCAGCGUACCGAAUACUUACAGGAAUGGGUUUCAUAUUGAAGGAUGAUUACUCCUACCGGUUCAGGAACGCUGAUGGCGUCGCCAAUGUAGUGACUAUGCAGGGAGUCGCCCUGACCUUGUCCCUCGGGCUGGCUUUGGCAUCUAGCGAUAUCAGUAGAGCUGCGUGGUCCGGCGUUGGUAUUAACGAAGAUCCUUUUUCCCAGACUCCUGUCCGCAAAUGGGUGGCAAAUAUGACCCACGGGUUGGUGCUAUUGUCUAACACCGACACUUUCAUGCGUAGGAUAAUAGGUGCAAAUCAUUCUAUACGUGCUGAGAUACUUCUCUACACUGGGACCCAACCCGGACAUGAGACAUGGGGUAGUCAUGUUUGUAUGCCAUAUCCUUCCUUUAUACAAUGGGCCAAACAGUUUAACAUUGACUACAAAGGCGAGUACACUUUUUCUGAUGGUGUGAUCAACGCACAAGUUGAAUCGCCUCACAUCCUGAUAGACGAGAAAAACAACCUCUCAGUGUCUUGGGUCGGCACUGUGCAAGACUCUUUUGCUAAUUUACCCGUAAGUUACCUUGGUCACUGUAACGCAGUACCUUUCACCAUCCCCCUCUCCGUCGAGGAUUGGCAACUACUGUCAUGCUCAACGGAAUUGUUGCAUCCAACGCCAGCUGGGAUGAUGUCCAACUUAUGUACUAUAUCUAUCAACAACAGAUACCGACACGUCAGUAGGCCUGGUAGAGUAAUGGUGGUGAAUAAGUUUGCCAUGCGUAAGGAUAGGGAGACGUGGAAUGUAUCACCACUGCAGUACCCAGUCCCACCAAACAGCAAUUUUUUACGCGGACCGGAGCCUGCAAAUUCACCGGACCAUCCCUCCCAUCCGGAUGGAACAAAAGUCCUUCCAUCACGGGUGAUAACGCAGGUGGAGCCGAAAGCGGACCCGCCCAGUGCGGUCCCCACAGCGGAAUAA